AUGGCUGCACCAAGCAAAAGUCGGCUCAGUGUCCUAAUCAUCAAUCCAAAUACAUCCACGCACAUGACGGAUGCAUUGAAACCUAUAGUGGACAACCUCGGGUUUGCAGAUGUUCAAUUUGACUACUUGACGGCUCCGAAUGAGUCAGUCACCCUUGAAGAUGGGCGUGUAAUAGAUGGCGUGCCGAGUAUCAACUCAGGCGAGGACUCUGCUACAUCGGCAUUGCACUGCAGACCCUUUGUGGAGCCUCUUAUUCCCAAAUACGAUGGGUUUCUCGUGGCAUGUUAUUCGGCUCAUCCCCUCGUUGGAAUGCUGAAGGAAGCCAUCACGAAAUUCGAAAGUUCGGCCCUGUCAGGGGACUCGAAACCAAAGAGGAAGUACGUUACGGGUAUCUUCGAAGCGAGUGUUCUCAUGUCGCUGUCCUUGGUUGGCUCGUUUCACAUGGUUGCAGGCCCGGGGCUGCACAAAACGCAAUCCAAGGAAAUGUUCGGAAUUAUUUCUACGGGCAGCAUCUGGCGGGAUGAGCUAAGCCGUGCUGUUGAAGCAUUCCUUGUGAAUUCUGAUGAUAAUACAACGUCGACAAAUCGUUUUGCUGGUGUAGAGACGACCGGUCUAACCGCCGUUGAACUGCAUACCACGCCAGCCGAGGAAGUGAGGAGGAGGAUCAGCGAGGCGACGCGAAGGCUUAUCCAGACCGCUCCACACCCGCUCACGGCAAUCUGCAUGGGAUGUGCUGGUAUGGCUGGUAUGGAAGAAGCAGUCAGGGAUGGCUGUGUUGAAGCUUAUGGUCGGGAAGAAGGAAAUCGUGUGAGGAUCGUUGACGGUGUGGUUGCCGGUGCCGGGAUGCUUGUUACGGCUUUGGUCAAGCACGAAGAUGCCCAGCGACCGUUACUAACGAGGAGAGUAGAGAAAUUAUCACAAUUCAGGCCGGCCAAUGUGGCAACAAUGGUAUGGAAUCCCGCGAUAACACCCCAGGCCACGGAACACCGUCAUAACUUCGGCAGCCAAUUCUGGCAACAGCUUUGCCAGGAGCACGGAAUAAGUCAGGAUGGGAACCUGGAGGAGUUUGCUACCGAGGGCGGUGAUCGCAAGGAUGUCUUCUUCUACCAGAGUGAUGAUACCCGGUAUAUUCCCCGAGCGAUCUUGCUGGACCUGGAACCCAGAGUCCUCAAUACGAUUCAAACCGGCCCCUAUCGCAACAUCUACAAUCCUGAGAACUUCUUCGUGGGGCAGCAGGGUGUUGGCGCAGGUAAUAACUGGGGUGCUGGGUAUUCGGCGGGUGAGAGUGUGCAAGAGGAUAUCUUCGACAUGAUUGACCGCGAGGCCGAUGGUAGUGACUCGCUAGAGGGAUUCAUGUUUCUGCAUUCUAUUGCAGGAGGCACCGGGUCUGGAAUGGGAAGUUUCAUCUUGGAACGGAUGAACGAUCGAUUUCCUAAGAAGCUGAUUCAAACAUACUCCGUCUUUCCCGAUACUCAAGCGGCAGAUGUUGUGGUCAACCCGUACAAUAGUAUACUUGCCAUGAGGAGGUUGACACAGAACGCUGACUCUGUGGUGGUUCUGGAUAACGGAGCUCUUUCAAGGAUCGUUGCCGACAGACUUCAUGUGCUGCAACCUUCGCUCCAGCAAACGAAUCAGCUUGUCUCAACUGUUAUGUCUGCAUCCACUACCACCCUCCGUUAUCCUGGUUACAUGCACAAUGACCUUGUCGGGAUCGUCGCUUCUCUUAUCCCUACGCCACGUAGUCACUUCUUGAUCACCUCCUACACGCCAUUUACUGGUGACAAUAUUGAACAAGCCAAGACGGUCCGCAAGACGACCGUGCUGGACGUGAUGCGUCGUUUGCUGCAACCCAAGAACCGCAUGGUUUCAAUCAACCCCAGUAAAUCCAGUUGCUAUAUUAGUAUCCUCAACAUUAUCCAGGGUGAAGCCGAUCCCACCGACGUGCACAAGUCCUUGCUCCGUAUCCGCGAGCGGCGACUGGCAUCUUUCAUUCCUUGGGGCCCAGCUAGUAUCCAGGUCGCACUGACGAAAAAGUCACCGUACAUCCAGAACACCCACCGUGUCAGCGGACUGAUGCUGGCGAACCACACAUCGGUGGCAACGUUGUUCAAGCGGAUCGUCCAACAGUACGAUCGACUGCGGAAGCGAAACGCUUUCAUCGAACAGUAUCGGAAAGAGGCCCCAUUCAGCGAUGGAUAUGGGGAGUUUGAUGAGGCCAGGGCUGUGGUCAUGGACCUCAUUGGAGAGUACGAGGCGGCGGAGAAGGAGACCUACCUUGACCCAGAUUCCGGGAAAGAGAAGGAGAUGGGGGUAUAA
Molecule: messenger RNA, 2316 nt
Organism: Aspergillus nomiae NRRL 13137
Lineage: Eukaryota; Fungi; Ascomycota; Eurotiomycetes; Eurotiales; Aspergillaceae
Product: gamma-tubulin mipA
Exons: 9
Coding region: 1-2316 (771 amino acids)
Biological process (GO): microtubule nucleation; mitotic cell cycle; cytoplasmic microtubule organization
Cellular component (GO): microtubule; gamma-tubulin complex; spindle
Molecular function (GO): structural constituent of cytoskeleton; GTP binding
Source: RefSeq, a predicted model, not a curated record